UUUUGAACAUCACCACCACCACCUAUUGUCCUAUUCUCUAGCUUCUAUCAGAUUAUUCAAUCUCUCUCUCUCUCUCUCUGAAACUAAGACCGAAACAAAUGGCUUUCUCUAAAUCCAUGGCUUUGUUAGCUACUCUUCUUGUUCUGCUACCCAUGGCUACUUACGCUGUGGACUGGCCAGAUAUUUCUCCUACUAUUGCCGAUGAAAUAUGUAAACAAGUUGAGUGUGGAAAAGGAAAUUGCAGCUUCGACACCAGUGAGCCAUUAGGCUAUACCUGCGAGUGCGACCAAGGAUGGAAGCGAACCGCUGAAGGCAACGAUAAUCUUAAGUUUCUCCCUUGUGUCAUCCCUAACUGCACACUGGAAUACAACGGUUGCCAAGCACCUCCUAAAGUUCCUGAUUACACAGAAGUCCCACGCAACUUAUCUGCUUUCGAUCCUUGCUACUGGGUUUACUGUGGAGAAGGUACAUGCGUCAAGAACUCUACCUAUCUAUACACACCAGAGUGUAAAUGCAACUCAGGGGCUACUAAUCUUCUUGGCGUCAGUGUAUUCCCCUGCUACAACGAAUGCACACUUCAACCUGACUGUGCUGCCCUUGGAAUCAAGGUUGCAGAUUCGACUAGUACCUCUCCCGAUGGAACGACGACUGACAGUAAUAAAGCUGCCGACUUCAUGCCAGGCAAAUUCCAGUUGAUGACUAUAGUAAUGGUGUCUGUGGGUAUGAUGCUGUGAAAGUAGGGUUCAUAAUCAUGCCAUACAAGAGAUAGCGCCUUACAUUUGUUCAAGUUUCAUCGUACAUGAGUUUGAUAUACUUUAGAUUAAUUUGAUUGUUGAAAAAUUCCUUGAUUUUCCCCCUGUUUUUCAUUUUGUGUAAGUCAGUUUGUAUCAAUAAGUAAAAAACACGGUCAUACUCAGAUGAUUGUCAUACAUAUGUAUAAACAUUCCUUCCUAUACUUUGGAACAGUGUUAUGAGUA
Molecule: messenger RNA, 977 nt
Organism: Rosa chinensis
Lineage: Eukaryota; Viridiplantae; Streptophyta; Magnoliopsida; Rosales; Rosaceae
Exons: 6
Coding region: 99-734 (211 amino acids)
Source: RefSeq, a predicted model, not a curated record